AUGCCCCAGACGCUGAGCACCUCCAACAUGGUCACCCCAGGCAAACUCAGCCCACUUCCCGAGGAGCCCACAGAUGGCAAGCAGGCCAGGCAGCCCCUCCUGGACGGAGCUCCAUCCUCAGCCUCCCUGGAAACCCUCAUCCAACACCUGGUACCCACAGCUGACUACUACCCAGAGAAAGCCUACAUCUUCACCUUCCUGUUGAGCUCUCGCCUCUUUAUCGAGCCCCAGGAGCUCCUUGCCCGGGUCUGCUACCUGUGCGUCGAGCAGCAGGAGCUGGACAAGCCAGUGCUGGACAAGGUGAGAGUUUGGCCCCAGCUGCUGCAGCUGUUGGCCGAGUGGGCAGACAUUCCGCGGGACUUCCUGGAGGACUCGGCCAUCGGGCACCUGAAGGACGUGGCGGGCCGCAUCGCCCCCUGUGACGAGCGCCAUGUCCAGGGCUGGGCUGGUGGUCAGUGCUCUGACCUGAGCAAGGACCUGCACAUCAGGGGCAGGAAAAGGGCUCUGCAGGAUGAACCAAAGAACAAGAGUGCCAGCCAAGAACAACAGAGGGCCCGGGCGGCUGAGCUGUCCAUCGGCGUGGCCUGCGAGCGAUGCAACGCCGGCAACUCCAGCUCUCUGGAGGCCGUCACCUCCGGCAUGAACAAGCCUGUCUCCAGGCUGAGGAAGACCUGGGCCAAAGCGAAGACAGCCAAGUUUUUCAUUCUCGAGCACCAGAUGGACCCAACGGGGAACUUCUGCAACCACAGGACAGCCCUGCGAGGGGCAGCCCCCCGCUUCCUGACCGCCCACAGCAGCAGGGAGAAGGCAGGUCACAGGCCUGCCCGCCCACAGAGCUCCUCCCUGCUCUAG
Messenger RNA from Microcebus murinus (gray mouse lemur), 852 nucleotides. The record is from RefSeq and is a predicted model, not a curated record. NCBI's taxonomy places the organism in Eukaryota, Metazoa, Chordata, Mammalia, Primates, Cheirogaleidae.